Naegleria gruberi is the source of this 486-nucleotide messenger RNA. RefSeq lists its product as uncharacterized. The record is from RefSeq and is a predicted model, not a curated record. NCBI's taxonomy places the organism in Eukaryota, Heterolobosea, Eutetramitea, Acrasida, Naegleriidae. Bases 1 to 486 code for a protein of 161 amino acids. The transcript has a single exon.
AUGUUGCGAAAGCUCACCACUAAAUUUCCAUCAUCAUUGUUAUCUUCAUCCUCUGUUACUGCUUCGGCUUCCAUGAGAUUAUGUCAUUAUAAUCAUCAUCAGCAGCAAUUUAAAUCAAUUUUUAAAAGAUUGGCAAAUAUUCAAUCAUUAAUCAAUCCGAAUCGUCAAUUUUCUUCAUCAAUUAUAAGGAGAAAUCAGGCAGCUGAAAAACCAACCAAUGUUGAUGAAAAUAAGGAUGCUGCUGUGCCUCGAGAGGAAAAGAAAUCAUUCAUUAGAAAUGUUAUGGAAUUUAUUGGAGAAUUCUUGGAGGAAAUGGCCUCAAUGAUAUUGUGGAGAUUGUUGAUAUUUGUGGUGCCAAUUCUUUGCAUUGUUUGGUUUUAUUUUGGAAGUUCUGGUGUGACGACGGCAUUGACAUUGGCAUGGGUGUUUAUUGUGGCCAUUUUCACUGCAUCUGGUGAUGCCAAGAAUGAAAAGGAAAGUAAAUAA